AUGCUCAUCUUUGCGUCGACGAUAACUUCAUUUUCCCUGGACAAUGUCAGUGAGGCGGGUACUGUGGUGCUUUCCGCAGCAUUCUUUACAGGUAUAAUUGCCAAUAAUAUGUGGUCUAAUAACGCCGACUUGGUAAUCGGUAUCACUAGUACUCUGUCCCAAACUAAACCCUUUGGCAACGUUGGAGACUAUGAGAAAGGAGUAUCAUACUCGGUCAUUAUGGGAGUCUUUGCAUUUCUCACAUUCAUGGGUGGUAUCCAAAUGAUGCGGCGGGAUUUUGAUAAAAAGCCGACGCAAGACGACACAGAGGCGGGCAUGAAGGAGAAGAAGGAGAACCCGGUCGAUGAGCUCAUAGAAGGGAAUCAGGAACCUCAAACAUCCGGUAACAUACUCCCGGAAUAUGAGGAGAAGCAGCUUUCUCGUACGACCGGGACUGCUCUUGCAAAAUCGACGAGUCUAGAUGUGAAUGUCCCGCCUCAAGUUGAGGUUACAGGUCGUACGAAAGAGAAAGUCAUGAGUAUCGUAAGAGUGGUCGUUACAAUUCCGACUAUGACCCUGUUAUCGGCUCUUGUGAUCGCAGUAGUCCCUCAGUUACGAGCCUUGUUUGUGCCGACGACUGGUGUCAAAAUGCCGAACGCACCAGACGGCAGGCCGCCUCUUGAUUUCAUUUUACAAUUUGCAAGUUAUGGUGGUCAGCUUUCACCUGUCAUGGGUCUUGCAAUGCUUGGUGCCGCUCUUUCAAGGAUUACUGUGCGGCAUUUACCAAAAGGAUUCUGGAUGUCUAUCGCUGCCACUUGUUUUCUCAAGUUGAUCGUCGGCCCGAUUUUGGGAAUAAUCUGGAUUCAAGGACUAAAGCAUACACCACUGAUUAAAGAUGACCAGUUAAUGAUGCAGCUCGUUAUAGCGAUCACAGGAGCAAUGCCGUCAGCAACCAGUCAGGUUUAUAUCACGACACUAUAUGCUCCUGAUGAUGCUCCUGAAGUGUCUCAGCUAUCGGCAAUGUUGCUCGCUCAGUAUGCCCUGAUCGCACUGACUCUCCCGAUCGUGACGAGUUACACACUUCUUAAAGUUCUUCCACAAUAG
Molecule: messenger RNA, 1083 nt
Organism: Orbilia oligospora ATCC 24927
Lineage: Eukaryota; Fungi; Ascomycota; Orbiliomycetes; Orbiliales; Orbiliaceae
Exons: 7
Coding region: 1-1083 (360 amino acids)
Source: RefSeq, a predicted model, not a curated record